AGCGAGUGUAAACACAAAGCGAGCCGAGGAGCAGCGCGCGUCCGCGGCGGCUCCGCCAUGGCUCCUCCGGCGAUGCGCGUUCACGGCUGCUGUGCGAGGACGCUGUGCUUGCAGCUGCUGCUGUGGAUUUUAUGUUCCGUGAACGGAGAGGAGCAGCCGUUCAGCGUGGAGGCAUGGCUCCAGAGGUAUGGCUACCUUCCUGCAGCAGACCCCAGAAUGUCAGUGCUGCGCUCUGCCCGAGUCAUGCAGUCUGCUAUCGCUGCCAUGCAGCGCCGCUACGGCCUCAACAUCACAGGGACUCUGGACAGCCACACUGUAGAGUGGAUGAAGAAGCCCAGAUGUGGUGUUCCCGACCAGAUAGGGGGUGCAUCCAGAUUCAGUGUCAGGAAACGGCGGUACGCCCUCACAGGACAGAAGUGGCAGCACAAACAUAUCACAUACAGCAUAAAGAACGUGACGCCCAAGGUGGGUGCGGAGGAGACCCACGAUGCCAUCCGACGAGCCUUUGACGUUUGGCAAAACGUGACGCCGCUGCGCUUCGAGGCUGUGGCCUACAGCGAACUGGAGAGGACCAAGAAAGACGUAGACAUCACCAUCAUGUUUGCUUCAGGUUUCCAUGGGGACAGCUCGCCCUUUGAUGGCGAAGGUGGCUUCCUUGCUCAUGCCUACUUCCCUGGACCGGGAAUAGGAGGCGACACGCACUUUGACUCUGAUGAGCCGUGGACGCUGGGAAACCCCAACCAUGACGGUAACGAUUUGUUCCUGGUAGCGGUCCACGAGCUCGGUCACGCUUUGGGCCUCGAGCACUCCAAUGAUCCUACGGCCAUCAUGGCUCCUUUCUACCAGUACAUGGACACGGACAACUUCAAACUGCCCAUGGACGACCUGCAGGGCAUCCAGAAGAUUUAUGGGCCUCCCGAUAAGGUUCUCCAGCCCACCAAGCCUUUGCCGACAGCGCCCCCACCCCGCUCUCAUCUUCCCUCAGACCCCCGUAAGCCAGACAGGCAGACGCGACCUCCGAGGCUGCCCCCAGGGGACAGGCCGUCCCACCCCAAUGCUAAACCCAACAUCUGCGAUGGUGGCUUCAACACGCUGGCCAUCCUCAGGAGAGAGAUGUUCGUCUUCAAGGACCACUGGUUUUGGCGGGUGAGAGAUAACUCUGUGAUGACCGGGUACCCAAUGCUCAUCAGUAUCUUCUGGAGGGGCCUGCCACCCAAGAUAGACGCCGUCUACGAGAACAACGAGGGCAAGUUCGUCUUCUUCAAAGGAAAGCAGUUCUGGGUGUUUAAGGACACCGUCUUGCAGGCUGGAUACCCGAAGGACAUCACCCAGUUUGGCAAUGGCAUGCCGGCCCAGAGCAUCGACACGGCCGUGUGGUGGGAGGACGUGGCCAAGACCUACUUCUUUAAAGGGGACAGGUACUGGCGCUACAACGAGGAGAUGAGAACCAUGGACCCCGGCUAUCCUAAACCAGUCACAGUGUGGAGAGGUGUGCCUGACUCGCCACAGGGGGCCUUCGUCGACAAAGCCAAUGGUUUUACCUACUUCUACAAGGGGAAGGAGUACUGGAAGUUCAACAACCAGUUCCUCCGGGUGGAGCCGGGCUACCCACGCUCCAUCCUCAAGGAAUUCAUGGGCUGCGACCAGAUGCCCAUCGACCCCGGCCGCCCGCCGACUGACGACGGCAACACGGACGUGGUGAUCGAGCUGGACAACGAGGCCAACACGGUGAAGGCCGUCGCCAUCGUCAUCCCCUGCGUGCUCGCGCUUUGCCUAGUGGUGCUGGUGUACACCGUGGUGCAGUUCAAGAGGAAGGGCACGCCGCGUCACAUACUUUACUGUAAGCGCUCCAUGCAGGAGUGGGUCUGAGACAAGCGGACGGACGAGCGGGCUGGGCAAGGGGGCGUGAGGAGAGACUGGUGAAAACAGGAAGGCAAGCCCCCACUUUCACAAGGACAAGGACGGUGGACUUCUAUUGGACGACGCUCAGCCACGCCGCCUCGGUUUGGGUGAUCUGUUGCUUCGCUCUGACCCGCAGAAGCCGCCCCUCUGGACUUAAAGUUGACUCCUCUAACCCCGGCCUUUUUACAAACAAAGGGGGCAGGGGGCACUUUGUGGAGAGGUUGGUCUUUACCUGAAUGACCUUGAGUCCCGGUCCCAAAAAAAAACAAAAAAAACAUGAGGGUCGGCAUCACUUUGUAUCUCAGACUUCCUGUCCCCUCCCCCUUUUCUCCGUGUGGCCGACUGCUCGUACCCAGAGGCGGGGACGUUCAAGGGGGACGCUGCAUCUGCAUCUGUCAUAUCAGGUCGUUGAUUAAACAGCAGUUUUAUAUUUUUUCCGAUCUCUGUGCCCCCCCCUUCCCCCAACCCAC
Molecule: messenger RNA, 2372 nt
Organism: Limanda limanda (common dab)
Lineage: Eukaryota; Metazoa; Chordata; Actinopteri; Pleuronectiformes; Pleuronectidae
Product: matrix metalloproteinase-16-like
Exons: 10
Coding region: 58-1869 (603 amino acids)
Biological process (GO): skeletal system development; proteolysis; extracellular matrix organization
Cellular component (GO): extracellular matrix
Molecular function (GO): zinc ion binding; metalloendopeptidase activity
Source: RefSeq, a predicted model, not a curated record